Molecule: messenger RNA, 1020 nt
Organism: Trichoderma virens Gv29-8
Lineage: Eukaryota; Fungi; Ascomycota; Sordariomycetes; Hypocreales; Hypocreaceae
Exons: 2
Biological process (GO): proteolysis
Molecular function (GO): aspartic-type endopeptidase activity
Source: RefSeq, a predicted model, not a curated record
GGAACCAUCACAUUGCCCAUCAUCCACCGCCACCGUAGCUUCUUAGACAAGCGAGCUGUUGAAGUCCAGGUUGAGAACCGCUCCGAUGUCUCGUACUACGCUCAACUCAACAUUGGAACUCCCCCUCAGACCGUCUACGCCCAAAUCGAUACCGGCUCCUUUGAGCUCUGGGUCAACCCCGACUGCUCCAACGUCCAAACCGGAGACCAGCGCUUCUGCCGCGCCAUCGGCGUCUACGACCCCAAAUCCUCGUCCACCUCCUUUGUCACCGGCAGCGCCGCCCAGCUCCGCUACGGCAUCGGCAGCGCAAACGUCUCGUACGUCCAGGACAGCAUCUCGCUCCCCGGCUCCGCCACAAUGAAGCAAGUCCAGUUCGGCGUCGCACUCUCCAGCGUCGACGAGUUCUCGGGCAUCCUCGGCAUUGGCGCCGGCGACGGCUUCAACACGCUCUACCCCAACUUCAUCGACGAGCUGGCCAGCCAGGGCGUCACCAAGACAAAGGCGUUUAGCCUUGCCCUGGGCAGCAAAGCCGAGGAAGAGGGCGUCAUCAUCUUUGGCGGCGUCGACACGGGCAAGUUCACGGGCAAGCUCGCCAACCUGCCCAUUGUUCCGGCGGACGAUUCGCCCGACGGCGUUGCUCGCUACUGGGUCGGCAUGAACUCGAUUUCGCUCUCGCCGCCGAAUGGAAAAUCAACGACCUUUGCCCAGACCAAAAUGACCGUGUUCCUCGACAGCGGCUCCACGCUGACUCUGUUGCCGCAGUCGCUGGUGAACGAGAUUGCAGAUGGACUUGGGUCGACGGGCACUGACGAUAGCGGGUUUGCCAUUGUCGACUGCGAUCUUGCAAACCAGCCGGGAACCAUUGACUUUGCCUUUGACGGUGUUACGAUUAAGGUGCCGUACAGCGAGAUGAUUCGAUCGGUGAAUUCACUGCCGCCGCAUUGUUAUCUGGGGAUGAUGGGGAGCACGCAGUUUGCGCUGCUUGGAGAUACCUUUUUGCGGUCUGCGUAUGGUAAGUCU